CCAGCUAAUCGAAGCAUUUAAAAUAAUUAGAAACCAAUUGAUUUUUUCAUUUACAUGUUUUUUCCAGGUUACAGACCUCCUGUAUAGAACAUGUUGCGUGACUAAACAGUAUAAACGACUGACCUGCGACAAAGCAGGAGGCAGCGUUCCAAAAACCCCAAAAUCUAUUUUCGGGUUCUCUUGACGUCGUGGCUGUGUUACUACGCCAGAUGUAUACGGAGGAACAAAACGAAAAGAGGUGAUUGGCAGAUUGCUCUUUAUAUUGCCGACUCACACGACAUCAUUCGUCAAAUAUUAUAUGUCCAUCUAAUCGAUCAAGCAACCUACAUAUACGUUUGGUACACAUGUUACCAUGCGCACACAUCAAGUGGCUUUGGAAGGUAUGGUGAAAAAAAAUGAUGUGCUGCGCAGGCCACUCUUCAUUCAGUCAACAACUGGUUCGUGUACGUACGUGAUGAGGGUAGGGGGGUGGUAGCUGUCUUUUCCCCCUAUACCUGGGGAGGUUGUUGCCAAGAUGUGCGCAGUCAAUGCCAAAGCAUCGUUCAAGGAUGGCGUCAUCGGAACUCCGGCGUCCAAAAUCUGCUAAUCCUAAUCGACGAUUAAGGACAGCCACGCACAAAGUGACAGAUCCACGAGUCCGUCCCGAACAACCGUCUGCUAAUCCCGAUGUCCAGUCGUCUCCGGACGAGUUCAGCAACAACGUCUCAGAAUCGUGUCCAUUAUCUGUUUGGACAAAUUCAGACUCCUCUUUGCUGGAAAAUAUCGAUGAUUUUCACGAAGCCAUUGGUCCGCAACAGCAGUCUGGUGUGUCGAAACAAAGGCGGACGCCAUCACCUACAUCUUCGUCGACAUUCGAUUCGUUGAUGACUUUCGAGUGCAUUCAAAAGGCCAGUGCCUUGCGUGUUUUGGCCAAAACACUCGACAGACAGCGUGAUGUCUUGCAGCAAGCCAGUGGUGGAAGCCAUGGCGAGACGACCGACUCCCGCAAAACGACACCCCCACCUAGAAAAUUGCGGCCUUUAGGGCGUGAAUACAGUGGACCUUUCUAAAACUAGUUUCUUUUUCUUUAAACUUUAGUUUUGUUCUUGCUUAUGGGGUGACAAAAGGGAGGUGGGGACAAACGGUUUCAACGUGAAUAGAAUGUAAAAAUAGCGUAUUAAUGUUAAUAACAUCACGAGCUGACGAAUUCUCUUUCUUUUCUUUUUUUGUUGUUGUGGUACUUUUACUACAUGCAGUGGAGGUAAGGCAAUAUCACGUGUUACAAACACAUAACGCCAUGGGUGCGUGACAACAAGUCGUGAUUCAACGCUGUAGAAAACUUAAGUUGUAUGUCAUUUCUAGUGCGGCUGAAACGCUCCGGUAUAACGGAAACGUACUUUUUUUUUUUUGCUAACAUGUCACGAAUCUCAAGAGUCGCAAAAUUUUAGUUUAAAGAAU
Molecule: messenger RNA, 1437 nt
Organism: Daphnia carinata
Lineage: Eukaryota; Metazoa; Arthropoda; Branchiopoda; Diplostraca; Daphniidae
Exons: 4
Coding region: 528-1049 (173 amino acids)
Source: RefSeq, a predicted model, not a curated record